AUGUCCAACCGAAGCACCGUGACCGAGUUCCUGCUCCUGGGGUUCUCUGACGUGCGGGAGCUACAGAUUUUGCAUGUUGUGGUAUUUUUGGCUAUUUAUCUUGGAGCCCUGUUGGGGAACCUUCUCAUCAUCACAGCGAUAGCCCUUGACCACCGUCUUCACACCCCCAUGUACUUCUUCCUGAUGAACCUCUCCAUCCUGGACCUCGGCUCCAUCUCUGUUACGGUCCUCAAAUCCAUGGUCAACUCCCUCCUGGACACCAGGGUGAUUUCUUAUGCUGGGUGUGUAGCCCAAGUCUUUCUCUUUGUCAACUUCACGGCAACUGAUCUUGCCUUAUUGACCAUCAUGGCCUACGACCGAUAUGUUGCCAUCUGCCACCCACUGCACUAUGAGAGAGUGAUGAACAGGGGAGCUUGUGUCCACAUGGCCACCAGUGCCUGGAUCACUGGUAUCGUCUACUCUGCCCUGCACACCGGGAACACCUUCACGUUACCCUUCUGCCAGGUGAACAUCAUCAAUCAGUUCUUCUGUGAAAUUCCCCAGCUCCUCAAGCUGGCCUGCUCCGACUCCUACUGGAGUGAAGUUGGGCUUCUUGCCUUUAGUGUGUUUUUAGUAUUAAGCUGCUUUGUUUUUAUCAUUGUGUCGUACGUUCAGAUCUUCAAAGCGGUGCUGAGAAUCCCCUCGGAGCAGGGCCGGCGUAAAGCCUUCUCCACCUGCCUCCCCCACCUCACUGUGAUCUCCUUGUUUACUUGCACUGGUACCUUUGCCUAUGUGAAACCCACCUCCAGCUCACCAUCAGCUCUGGAUCUGGCGCUGGGUGUCCUCUAUGCGGUGGUACCCCCCUCAAUUAAUCCAAUCAUCUACAGCCUGAGAAACAAGGAGAUCAAAGCUGCAUUGAAGAAACUCAUUGUGUGCAAGUUAUUCAUGGAGAAUUAA
This is a messenger RNA of Pelodiscus sinensis (Chinese soft-shelled turtle), 936 nucleotides long. RefSeq names its product olfactory receptor 14A16-like. Lineage: Eukaryota; Metazoa; Chordata; Testudines; Trionychidae. Gene Ontology annotation, molecular function: G protein-coupled receptor activity; olfactory receptor activity. Gene Ontology annotation, biological process: G protein-coupled receptor signaling pathway. The record is from RefSeq and is a predicted model, not a curated record. Gene Ontology annotation, cellular component: membrane.